AUGAAACCAGCUCAGCUUUUAACACUCGCUGGAUUGUUCUUACCAGGCAGCCUUGCUUGUCUUGAGCAUCUGACGCAAGAGCGGGCAUUAAAUCCCAGCGACAUGGUUCGAAGACAAGAGCAUGCACCACGAACAAAGACUGCCAUCACAAAUGUUCGUGUAUUCGAUGGUGUCAAACUCACUGCUCCCCAAACGGUCAUCAUCGAUGGCGAGAAUAUCAGCAACGACACAAGCAAUAUCGAAACCACAGUUGAUGGCAAUGGGGGCGUUUUGAUCCCUGGUUUGAUUGACAGCCAUGUCCAUAUAACCAGCAUUGCCGGGCUCGAGAUAUUGGCUUCUUACGGAGUCACCACCGCCAUCAACAUGGCAUGUCGAAAUUACACUCAAUGCGCCCCUCUCCGCAAUGUAGAGGGCGUGGCAUCGUUCAUCUCAGCCGGUAUACCAGCUACUGGACCUGGCAGCCAGCACUCCAAGACCUUUAAUCUCACUGCACCGUAUCUCAUUUAUCCCAACCAAAAUGCCACAGAGGUCGUCUCUUACACCUUUGGCAAUAACUCCGAUUUUUAUAAGAUCACUGCCGAGAUCAAUGGCCCCAGUCAAAGCAUGCAAAAUGCUCUUGUUGAUGCUGUUCACAACUUUGGUAAACUGUCCAUGACUCAUGCUUCUGAUCUCAAUGCCUGGGCACAAGCUGCCAUCUCGGGCACAAACGGCAUUCAGCAUAUCCCUACAAAUGGCCGUAUUAACGCUUCCAAUAUCCUGACCGCUCGGAAGUCUCCCACCACUUGGAGCACUCCGACAAUGAAUAUUGCUCGAUACGCCUUCUCCAACGUCGACUUAUUGACCUUUACAGGCCACAAGGUUGGUGGGCCAGAUAGCUAUCAGAACGUUUACGACAAUGUCAAAGCCGUUCAUGCUGCCGGCAUACCCAUCUUGGCGGGCACAGAUUCUGUCGGAACAAUCACCGCCAACAUCUCUAUACCGUGGGGAUUGACUCUGCACUUUGAACUGGAAAAUCUGGUCGAAGCCGGAUUGACUACGUUAGAAGCUCUCCGAGCUGCAACCAUACUCCCUGCUCAGCAUCACCAGUUGACGGACCGCGGCCAGAUUGCACCUGGUAAGCGGGCAGAUUUGGUGUUGCUCAACAGCAACCCGCUGGACAAUAUUUCCAACACUAGGGAUAUUGCGAGGGUUUGGGUUGGAGGAAUCGAGUACAAGGAAAUUGCCAACAGUACCGGGCAGUCGAAUCCCCCAGCCAACUUUACUAGCAGCGACGGCUCAUCUAAUGACCCUGGCUCUGGCUCUGAUUCAGGCUCAGGCUCUGGGUCACGCAGCAGUGCAACUACAUCUGCUGCGUUUAGUUGGCUUUCUUUUGGGAGCUUGCAAAUUGGGGCGAUGCUUUAUUUCUUUAUGUAA
Messenger RNA from Trichoderma gamsii, 1413 nucleotides. RefSeq lists its product as hypothetical. The transcript has a single exon. The coding region runs from base 1 to 1413 and encodes 470 amino acids. Lineage: Eukaryota; Fungi; Ascomycota; Sordariomycetes; Hypocreales; Hypocreaceae. Gene Ontology annotation, molecular function: hydrolase activity, acting on carbon-nitrogen (but not peptide) bonds. The record is from RefSeq and is a predicted model, not a curated record.